This is a messenger RNA of Fonticula alba, 1775 nucleotides long. RefSeq lists its product as hypothetical. Gene Ontology annotation, molecular function: cyclin-dependent protein serine/threonine kinase regulator activity. Gene Ontology annotation, biological process: mitotic cell cycle phase transition; regulation of cyclin-dependent protein serine/threonine kinase activity. Gene Ontology annotation, cellular component: cytoplasm; cyclin-dependent protein kinase holoenzyme complex; centrosome. Lineage: Eukaryota; Rotosphaerida; Fonticulaceae. The transcript has 4 exons. The record is from RefSeq and is a predicted model, not a curated record. The coding region runs from base 169 to 1401 and encodes 410 amino acids.
GCUUCGCUCGUCGAGCCAGGCGCGUUGGAACACCUUCUUGUGUCCUCUACCCUUCCUCCUCCUCCCCGCCGCCACUACUGCUGCUGCCUUCGCCGCUGCUCCCUCCGUCCCUUCCCGGCUCUUUCCUGCCAUAACCUCCCAGCCUCCCCCUUUUUAGCUUUUGCCACCAUGCUCCACCGCCUUGCUACCGGCGACGAGAACCCCAGCGUCGACGCGGCCAUGGCCGCCGCUGGCAAGCAGGCCCCCGCCGCGGUUGCCCCCGCCUCCGCGGCCGCCGGGCGUCGCUCUGCCCUCUCCAUUCUCUCCGGCAACAAGAACAUCCCCGAGUCGACCCGCGCCAAGCGCACCUCCUCCGGUCUGGUGAAGCCGGCCAAGACCGAGGACGCCGGCGACGCGACCAUGAUGCUGGUGGACGGCGAUUCGCACCACCACAUGAUGGACGAGGCCCUCUUCGGCGAGGGGGAGACUCCCACCCCCGGUGCCGCCGGCCCCGCGGAGCCGCCCUUCUCCAAUGGCAUCAUUGUUCCCCCCCGGCCGGAGGGUGUCAUCGACAUCGACGCCUCGGACGCGCAUGACCCCCAGUCGGCCCCGGAUUAUGUCUGGGAGAUCAUGGUUUACAUGCACAGCGUGGAGGCGGAGUUCCAGCCGGACAUUUCCUACAUGGCCAAGCACCCGGAGAUCAACUGGUCCCACCGGGCGACCCUGGUCAACUGGCUGGUCGAGGUCCACUGGCGUUACAAGCUGGUCCAGGAGACCCUCUUCCUGGCGGUCAACAUCAUGGACCGGUACAUGUCGGUGGCCGAGAUGCCGGUUCCCCGGCACCAGUUCCAGCUGGUCGGCCUGACUUCCCUCCUGCUGGCCACCAAGUUCGAGGAGAUCUCCGUUCCCCUGGUGGAGGAGUGGGCCCAGGUGGCCGACAACUUCUACGAGGCCGGCGACAUCAUCCAGAUGGAGCGCAACAUCCUGCGCGCGCUGCACUUCAAGUUCGGCUUCCCCUCCCCCAUGACCUUCCUCCGUCGCAUCAGCAAGACCGAGAACUAUGACAUUCAGACCCGCACCGUCGGCAAGUACCUCCUGGAGGUGGCCCUCAUGGCCGAGCAGAUGAUGCCCUUCUCGCCCUCGGUCCAGGCCGCCGCCUCGGCCCUCCUCUCCCGGCGCAUGCUCAACCGCACUCCCCACUGGGACGCGGCCCUGACCUACUACUCGCGCUAUGAUGAGGCGUCGCUUCGCGCCUGUGUCAACGCCCUGGUCGGGGUCCUCCGCUCGACCACCCUCCUCACCGCCCCCGGCAACCCGGCCAACGCCGACCGCAACAAGGCCGCCUACAAGAAGUAUGCCUCGGCUCGUCACCUCCGCGCGUCGCUCUUCGUCGAGAAGCACAUCCGCGAGAACUAUGCCUAAGCGAAGUUCCUCGGCCGGCCUCCCCCCCCUCUCCUUCCCUGUCUCUUUCUCCUCCCCCCGCCCACCCCCCCUCCCCUGCGUGCUGUGUUGUCGGUCGGUGCAUGUGCGCGUGUGUCUGGGUGUGUGUGGGCAUCGCCGGAUGCCUCGAGACGGCAAGGGGAUUCCCCCCUCUCGAUCCAGGAGGCGCAGAGUGUGGACACAGCAUGUGCCCUCACAUCUAUCUCCCCCCCCCCUCGGCGCGACUCCGCCGUCCUCUCUUCUCCUUGCUGUGGUGCUUGCACACGCUCAUCGCGAGCACACGCGGUUGACAGUAGACCGCGCGCUGGCGCUGUGCUUCAUCGCGUCCCCCCCUCCCCGCCCCCCCGUCCCUCGUC